Truncatella angustata is the source of this 1526-nucleotide messenger RNA. RefSeq lists its product as uncharacterized. Lineage: Eukaryota; Fungi; Ascomycota; Sordariomycetes; Amphisphaeriales; Sporocadaceae. The record is from RefSeq and is a predicted model, not a curated record. Gene Ontology annotation, biological process: retrograde vesicle-mediated transport, Golgi to endoplasmic reticulum. Gene Ontology annotation, cellular component: endoplasmic reticulum; SNARE complex. The transcript has 3 exons. The coding region runs from base 250 to 1320 and encodes 356 amino acids.
UAUGGACAUUUUCAACUGUAAAACUGUACUGGGACUUGCUGCAUAUGUGAUCGGGCCUCUCCGAAAAGGGUAAGGCGCUGGCCGGGGAAUUUGGCGGGCGAAAAGAACGUCAGAACAGCUUGCAGUCCUAGUUCCAGUGCCAGGACACUUGGCGGCUUCGAGUCGACGUAAACGUAAACCGUAAACAUAAAAUAAGAACCUCCGUCAUUCAACAAUGCGCCCGUAGCCGUUGAUCAUCUCAAUGUCGACAUGACCGACCUCACGCCUCUCUUCGACAAUCUCCUGUCCUCCCACUCUGCACCGCCAACCACGAAACACACCUUCAGCGUCGAUAGCCUCGACGAAUUCUUGCAAGAAGCCUACACCAUCAACAAUGCAAUCCGCACGCUGCACACGGAUCUUCUGCGUAUCCGGCAGUCCUACCUCUCGACCGCCCAGCCUCGCCGCACCUUGAUUAACAGACAGAAUGGCGAGAGACCACUCACCGACCGCGACCGCGAGGAGAUCGAUGCCAACUCCAAGACGCUGCUCAGAGACCUCAAUGCGAAAAUCAGGCAGCUCGCCGACGCAGAGCAGGUGCGCCGGGAGACGGAAGUACAGCUUCUCAAGAAGAAAUUUGCAAAGGGCCUGAGCGCGUUAGGCUCCUGGGCUUCGGGUGGUGCAAAUGGUGGGCUGGGUGGGAAGAGCCUCGAAUAUCGUCACGCCGAAGAGGCGGCGAACAGCGUCAACACGCACCGAGAGAGCGUGCUGUGGACGCUCAGGCAGCGACUACAAGAAUGUGUCAAGACGCAACAGGACAUGAUGGAGGUCAGGCUCAACAGGGAGCUGGAGAAACAGAGGAGCGUGUUGGCGAGGGCCGGCGUGGGCGAGGGAAUGGGCAUGGGCGCCAUGCCCGGCAUCAGUGCGAGGGAGCCGAGCAGUCCAGUUUCGAAAAGGAGGUCUAGCCAUGCAGCAUGGCAAGGCGACGAGCAGCCAGCACACAACCCGCAGGAAGACCUUUCUGCCGAGCAGAUUCAGAUGUUCGAGCGGGAGAACAACGACAUGCUACAGCAUUACGAGAGUGUGCUUGGGCAAGUAAGAACGGCAGAAAAGUCGCUGGUCGAGAUAUCAGAAUUACAAACUCAGCUGGUCAACAACCUGGCCACGCAGUCGGCACAUAUAGACCAGCUCGUAGCGGAUUCCGAAAACAUCACAGAAGAUGUCGGUGGUGGAAACAAGCAACUCAAACAAGCCUCGCAGAAAACCCGGCCCGCCAAAUACACAUUCUAUGCGACUUGUGGCAUAUGCACGUUGCUUGUAGCGUGGGACUUAUUGAUAUAGCUGACAAAUAAAGAAAACAAUAUAUCCAAUUAUCAAAAGGCAAAUUACACUAGUUGCUAGGUCUGUCAUGUGAGAAAUAAAGCCGUUGAACUCUGGCUGUGGCUGGUGGUUUUGAUGGCUAGCUGUCACAUGCUGAUUGUGAAGAAGAAGAAAAGGUGCCUACCGCCAACCACUGGAAGGUGGUGCUCCAUGAUGAUAAAGGAAUG